AUGGAGAAGCUACCGCCAGAGAUCAUACAAUUCGUUACUGGCCUUCUGGACCAGCAUCCACCCAGUUUUCGUGCUUUCGCCUGUGUGAACUGGGGCUGCUAUUAUGCCGCACCAACCUAUCUAUUCCACACUCUACACUUCAAGGAGCAAGAGAAGAAAGAUGUCAUUGACUUGGCCGAGAAGUACUCACAGCAAUUGAAACAAACCUCUGCCUUUCAACACGUCCGUUUUGUGAGUAUUGAGGACAACCUGGAUUCAGAAAUGUCGAAAAAGAGCGCGCUGUCCCAGCAAUAUCAAUUUCGGGUAGCAACAGACAUUCAGCCUCUCCCAUAA
Penicillium cinerascens is the source of this 333-nucleotide messenger RNA. RefSeq lists its product as uncharacterized. The coding region runs from base 1 to 333 and encodes 110 amino acids. Lineage: Eukaryota; Fungi; Ascomycota; Eurotiomycetes; Eurotiales; Aspergillaceae. The record is from RefSeq and is a predicted model, not a curated record. The transcript has a single exon.